AUUGAAUUACAUUUCAAAUUUGACAACAGACAUAGAAUAAUAGUAUAUUUUCGGAGAACUUAUUUUUUAGAACAUUUUCCGUAGUUUCAAAUAAAUUCGUUUUCUUAAGCUUUACAAGAUACCAUGUCAACAGAAUUGAAUUUUCGACAACUCAUCGAUCUGGCUAUCGGUUCGCCGGAGCCGGGACAUGUAAAUUUUUACGCGCUGCAUUUUUUACUUUUUUCAUUCGCCGAAAAGCUGAAUCUAAUCGACGAACCAGUGGACUAUACGAAGUACGAAAAUGUUUCGAUAGUUAUGAGCAGUGGCAAGUUCGGUAGUGAUACCACUUUUGCGCAUGUUAAAGGCGCCUCCCCGCGUCAUGCCAACGAAUUGGCAAAGCCAUUAGCGGCGUAUAGUCGAAAACUGAUGAGACGCAAUCGUAGAAGAGAGACAGGUGGUGCAGAUCCGGAGGAUACUGUAACAGCGGAUGAAACAGAAAUUGAAGAGGCAGAAGAUGGUGAAGCUGGUGAGGGUGGUGAAGGCGUUGAGGAAGUGCAAGUAAUUCAGGAAGAAACUAUACAAGAAGCAGAGGAAGGAGCUCAGUUAGAGCCCCCACCUGAACCAACGGUGGCUGCGCAACCAUCGCCAAAACGCUCACUUGAAAAACCAGUAGAGCCAGAAAGUGUACCGACAGUGAUCGAGCAACCGCUCGAAGUUAAAACUUCGGCUGAAGAACUCGAACUGGCUAUACAAAUGGAUCAUCAACAGUUACCGUCUUCGAUCUAUCGUGGUCUUGCCAUUAUGAAGGAUCAACUUGAAUUGGUAAUGGAAAUGAUGCGUCUUGUUGCUGCUGCUACAGUGCAGAAAAGAGCCACACCUAUGCAAGUGGAACAAUUACAAUCGUUGGCAAAGAAAAUGAUUGCGAUACAGAAGGAAAACACAUAUAUAGAAAACGCAUACGGCUUUCGGCUGGAUGAUGCCUAUUUCGAUCCCGAAUUAGACCGUCUAGAAGAUGGUGUUGAAGAUGAAGAAGCUGAGGAGGAAAGUAUGCACAGCGAUCCCUCCUAUAAGUCACCGUUAACAUCACACAUAACGGUACAACCAGUAACACGACCACAAGAGGAGUACGAUUUAGAUGGCCAUCUCUGCUACUCACCCGACAAGCUGCUUGAUCAACUGAUGGAUCUCAAGUCAGAGUUCUGUAUGCUUACGAAUAAGGUCAAUGAAAUUACUGCCACAAUACUCGAACAGGAUUGCCAACGCACCACACGGCUCAUUUCCGAUCUGCAGGAACAAUUGAAAGAUCUGAAAUUUUAUGUGUCCAGUUUAAAAGAGGCUAGCGAUCGCAUGGAAUCGAAAAACAUUAAUUACAGUGAAACCAUUGAUGAGCUCACCAAGACUAUUGAUGAAGUAAUGAAUGAUAAGAUCGAUAAAAGUGAAAUUGAGAUACUGCUAGCUAAUAAAGUCGACUACAAUCAAUUGCAACGCAAAGUCUCUAACGAGCAGAUGCAAGAGUUCCAAUGCCGUUUGGAUAAGAAAUUCAUCGAGAUGCAAAAUCAAAUCAAAACCAAUGAUAAGAAUAUGUACCAAGCCAUGGAUAAUAUAAGAAUAACGCUCGGCUUGGCAUCGGUGGAUGACAUACUGAACAGCUUUAAGGAGAAGAUAGAGUCGCAAAUACAUGCGCUACAGGAGACACUGCGCAAGUAUAUGGAUGCCACGAAUGAUGAGUGUGCCGCUGCGGGUGCACGCAUAAAAGUGCUGCAGGAUCUCGCUUGCAUCUCCUGCGACACGACAUGUGUUAUGCGUACGAUGGAGAAAUCGAAAGUGGCGAAAUUACCGAAUGCGCACGCUUCGAAUCUAUUGAGUCCACUUAUCACUUACGAAAUCGGUUCAAUACGCAAGUCUGGCAUUAUGGGCUACUAUCGCAAGGAUGAUUUUCCACAUGCGCCGAACGCCUGGCUCAACCAGCAGAAGGUUUCGAUGCGUAUGUGUGUGCCGCGUCAUGCGGGCGGCGCUCACACAACGCACACAGCCAAAGAACACUUCGAGAAAGUGGUGAUCAGUAAGAAAUAGGACUUUCUUGUUGGGUACGCUAGCCCGUUGCAGUUUUUUCCCCUUAAAAGGAUUUUGGAAUAUUUUUGUCGUCGAUACUCAGCUUAUCUAAAUUUAUAUGUUAUAGUAUAAAGGGAUUUCAAUAUUCAAUAUUUUAUGUAUUUUCGGAUUAUUUCCUUUACUAACUAAAAUUUGUUCGAGCAGAAUAAAUGUAUGGAUUUGGGAUUGACACUUGAAAAUUGA
This is a messenger RNA of Zeugodacus cucurbitae (melon fly), 2274 nucleotides long. RefSeq lists its product as uncharacterized. The coding region runs from base 124 to 2052 and encodes 642 amino acids. The record is from RefSeq and is a predicted model, not a curated record. NCBI's taxonomy places the organism in Eukaryota, Metazoa, Arthropoda, Insecta, Diptera, Tephritidae. The transcript has a single exon.